Arthroderma uncinatum is the source of this 1548-nucleotide messenger RNA. Its product is annotated as protein PNS1. Lineage: Eukaryota; Fungi; Ascomycota; Eurotiomycetes; Onygenales; Arthrodermataceae. Gene Ontology annotation, biological process: transmembrane transport. Gene Ontology annotation, molecular function: transmembrane transporter activity. The coding region runs from base 1 to 1548 and encodes 515 amino acids. The record is from RefSeq and is a predicted model, not a curated record. The transcript is spliced from 3 exons. Gene Ontology annotation, cellular component: plasma membrane.
AUGCACGAAGCCGACAGCUACUACAACCCCGGCCCUGGCAAUGGCCAGCAGCCAGGGGACGCCAGCUACCAGCAACCGCCGCAGCAGCAGCAGCAGUAUACCCCCCAGCCAGUAGCAAACGGCGAGCUCAACGAGAAAGCGACCUUUGCGCAGACAUUCAAGAUCGAGAAGCCCAAGUGGAACGAUCUCUGGGCCGGAGUCCUGUUCCUCGCCUUCUGUGCCGGCUUCGUCGCAGUGUCGGCCAUCGCGCUCCAGGGAUACACGUCGACUCGAAACAUCCAGGGCAGCGGCAUCUACGAUGAAAGAAACGACUUUACGCUCGGCACCAGCACGAUCAUCCUCUUCGCCUUCGUCCUCGCCGUCGCCGUCGUGCUCGGGUACAGCUACGUCUGGCUUGCGCGACUCUUCCCCAAGCAGUUCAUCUGGGUGACGGGCAUCCUCAACAUCUGCUGGGCCAUUGGGACUGCGAUCUUCUAUCUGUAUAAACGGUACUGGAGCGCGGGCAUCAUCUUCCUCAUCUUCGGCCUCUUCCUCGCCUUUUGCUUCUGGACAUGGAUCAGCCGGAUUCCCUUCUCGGCCCUGAUGCUCAAGACUGCCGUCGACGUCAGCAAGACGUACGGUCACGUCUACAUGGUCAGUCUGAUCGGUGGUUUGAUUGCGACCGCGUUUGGAGCCUAUUACUCGAUUGUCCUGGUCGCCAUCCAUGAUAAGUUCCAGCCGUCUCGCAACAAUCCUUCCUGCGACAGCAGUCAAGGCUGUGGCAGCGGCAAGGUCAUUGGCCUGAUCGUCUUUGUCACUUUUACCAUGUACUGGAUCUCCGAGUGGCUCAAGAACACCAUCCACACCACCAUUGCCGGCGUCUAUGGCGCCUGGUACUUCCAUCCGCACAGCCCUCCCCGGGGCGCAACGCGAGGAGCGAGCAAGAGGGCUCUGACCUAUAGCUUCGGCUCCAUCUGCUUUGGAAGCUUGCUUCUCGCCAUCAUCCAGUUCCUGAGGCACCUGUGCUCGAUCGCCAGGAGCCAGUCGAUGCAGGAAGGAGGCGUUGGAGGCAUGAUCGGCUACAUCGUCUUCUGCAUCCUAGGCUGUCUCAUCGGGCUCCUGGAAUGGCUUGCCCAGUUCUUCAACCGCUACGCCUUCUGUCACAUUGCGCUGUUUGGCAAGGCCUACAUUCCCGCGGCCAAGGAUACAUGGAAGAUGAUCAAGGACCGUGGCUUUGACGCCCUGAUCAAUGACUGCUUGAUCGGGCCCGUUCUCUCUUUCGGUGCACUCUUCGUCGCAUAUGCGUGCGCCCUUCUCGCGUACCUGUAUCUGCUCUUCACCAACCCAUCUUACAACAGCGGCGGGCAGUACACAGUGUUCGUUGUCGCGUUCUCGUUCCUCAUCGGUUUUCAGAUCGCGAAUAUCUUCACGACUCCGCUGUCCAGUGGGAUCGAUGCCAUUUUUGUGGCCGCUGCCUGGAGCCCACAUGUCAUGUACAACGAGCAUCCCGAACUGUACAAUGAGAUGGUCCGGGUUUAUCCCAGGGUGCAGCAAAUGAUUAGAGUCUGA